Molecule: messenger RNA, 8580 nt
Organism: Oncorhynchus kisutch (coho salmon)
Lineage: Eukaryota; Metazoa; Chordata; Actinopteri; Salmoniformes; Salmonidae
Product: protein mono-ADP-ribosyltransferase PARP14
Exons: 26
Coding region: 61-6330 (2089 amino acids)
Biological process (GO): negative regulation of gene expression
Cellular component (GO): cytoplasm; nucleus
Molecular function (GO): transcription corepressor activity; NAD+ poly-ADP-ribosyltransferase activity
Source: RefSeq, a predicted model, not a curated record
GACACAUACAAAUAUGCUGCUUCAAUCGAAGUAGGACAGGAAGACAACUGUCUGAACAUAAUGACAGAAAAAACGCUGGUAUUGGAGGGUCUGCCAGACGACAUAGACAAAAUCAGACCCAAGUUGGAUUUGCACUUCAAAAACAAAAGAAAGUCUGGAGGAGAGACAUUACAAAUUCAAGAUUAUCCUGGGGACAAGAGGAAGGCUUUGCUUGUUUACCAUGAAGAUGCAGCUCUGCAGAAAGUGUUGGAUAGAAAAUGCCAUAAAAUUGAUUUCAAAAUCCCUUUUGGGGUGGUUGAGCUUCGAGUGAAACUGAAGGAAGAUGGCGGUGAAACAGAAGUGAAGAAAGUUAAACCACCAGUCUUCCCUCGCCCUACAAAAGACAAACUGAUUUCUCUAGGAAAGUCUUCACCUAAAGUUGAAGAGAAGCCAGUGUCAGAGAGUCUAGCGGAUUCAGUGACGGAUAAUGACAUAAAAUUACUACUUGUCAGAACAACCAAGGAAUGUGAAAAGGAGGUCCUUAACUUGUAUUUUGAGCAGUUUGCUUCAGAGGAAGGAGAGGUCAGCAUUACAAGACAUGGAAAGAAUAGAUGGGUCCUUAAACUGUCCUGUCAGUCAGAUGCAGAGAAAGUCCUUGCCAAGAAGGAGCAUCAGUAUGGCAUUUCUGUGGAGGUGUACAAUGAGACAGCUGUUGAAGGGAAACUGGACAAAAGACGCUUCAUCCUGACUGGGUUCAACGAGACCUGCAAGUGCGACAUUGUCUCUCUAUACAUCGGCAGCUGCAGCCAAGGGGCUGAACAUGUCUGGGAGACCCUUGACGAUGGAGAAAGAGUAGUGGUCACCUUCAAACAGGACAUUGACAUCAAGUCCUUCCUUAGGAAAUGCUUGUCAAAGAAGUUCCAGGGCAUGGAGAUUGGGGCUUGCCGUUUAGAGCUGACAGACUCCGUCCUUGUCCAGGGGGACAUGAGCCAAUACAAAGGAGAGGUGGAGGAGGCCCUGAAUCUCUACUUCUCCAGCAGGAGGAGCAAAGGAGGGGCUAUCAGGUCCCAGAUUUGGGUUACAAAUGGCAAGAGCAUGGUCAUCACCUUUGAAGACUGUCAUGUUGCCCAUCAGGUGGCAGAACACAAGCAUCAUUUUGGUGGGGUCGACCUCAUAGCUCAGCUGUUCUACUCGAGCCUGCAGAAGGCUUUGACAGGACAAACAGCCCUCCUCCCAGACAUCCCCACUGAAGUGACCCUUCCACUCAGUGUGGAACUCCUUGACUUCAUUAACCAUGACGAGACCCGCAAGCAGGAAAUUACAACUGGACUCCUUAGGGUCCAUGCUAGAGUUUCCUUCAACAUGAGUACAGAACCCCCUCAGAUGGAACUGAACAUGACCAUGGAGAAUGAGUCUUUAGGCAUGCUCAGAUUGUUCCCUACAUGGGAGAGGAAAGCCCGGAGACAGGCUCUGGCCUUGCUAAAGAAAUAUAAAGAGGUUCAGCUGCCCAUAGAGGUGGAGGCCUGGGAAAGGAUUGAGAGCGGUUGCCUUGGCCUCAAAUCCCCUGGCGCUAGCAUCUCUUACAGGAGCACCAGUGCUGAGAUAGUGGUGGUGUGCGUGCAGAAUGAGGCGAAGACCCUAGUGGAGAAGAUUGAGCAAAUGGUGAAAAAUGCUAGUGAUGAGCUCGAGAGGGAGAGGAACACGGUAUUAAGAAAAAUCCCACUGGACUCUAAGGAAAAGCUUGAUUUCAUUUGUGAUCUCGUCUCUGGUAAACUAGUGGACGUAGGGUUUUCUAAAGAUGAAGAAAGCUUUAUCAUCUGCCUAAAGGGUUUGGAGAACCAGGUGAGCACAGCAGAAGGUGCCGUGAAAGAGGCCCUGGGGAAAGUUGAAGCCAAACUCCUUGAGAUAUCAAUGCCUCUGGUGGAGUUCCUAAAGUCUGUGGACCUGAAGAAGAUUGAGAAGAACCACUUUGCCCAGAACAACAUAUCAUCGGUGUUCCUCCUUGGUAAUGAUUCCAUCCAGAUCCUGGCAGAUAGAACUGACAUCCAGAGAGCUGAAGACAAACUACACGAGGUCAUCAAAGAGGAAGUCAUCAAACUCACACCAGACCAAACCCACGUGACAAAGGGCGAACAAUGGCUGCAGUUCUUUGCCGGACUCGACGGGGAGCUCAAAUCCACCAAGAACAACCACAAUGUCAUCAUCUCAGUUUCACAGGAGAAGAUCGGUGUCUGUGGAUUCUCCAAUGUUGUAGCAGAUGUGUCAGGGAAGUUAAGGGGAUACCUGGAUAACAAGAAGCCAGAAACAGUGGACGUCCCUCUCAAAUCAGUGCAGGAAGUACAGUAUGUGGCCUCUUGUAUGAAACUCUCAGAGGUCCCUGAAAUUAAGGCCCUUGGCGUGACUAUACUGCCAUGCAAAACACAAGGAUCCCCUUGCCUGAAGAUCACUGCAGCCAGGGAUAAAAUCAAAGAGGCCUUAGAUGCAGUGAAACAGCAGGUCAGUACAAUAACGACAGAGAAGUAUACAUACUCCGAAGCCGGCAAGUCCAAAGUCCUGGAGAAGAACCGAGUUGCUCUGCAGGCUAAGGCCAAGGAUUUAGGGUGUAAGCUCUACCUAUCACCAUUGAUUACCCACUGCCAGAAAUACAGCUACGACAUAGAAGGGUGCGUCACUUUAACCGUGGGUCAGGGUAACAUCUCCCAACAUGCUGCAGAUGCUCUGAUCUGCCCUCUGAGCAGCAGCCUGGCCUUCGAUACUCAGAUCGCCAAGCAAUUCCUUCAGAUGGGUGGGCCUGAGAUCAGGAAGGUGUGUGACAAGUUCCUGAAGGAAAGGCAAACUCUACAGGCGGGAGAUGUGGUCUUGUCCAACCCAGGAACCCUUGGAACUAAACACCUCAUCUAUGCAGGCAUUCCUGUAUUGGGGGAUGCUUCCACACCUCUCAACAUUGUCUAUCUGCAGUCUGCUGUCAGGGACAGUUUAUUGGGAGCAGAAAAAAUGAAGUGUGUCUCCAUAGGCAUGCCAGUGAUGGGGUAUGGCACCUUUGGUUUUUCUGUCAAAGAAAGCUGUGUAGCAGUUAUCAAGGGAAUCCUAGAUUUCAUCAACGCUGAUCAGAAACCCCCCCAACUGAGGAGCAUAUUUGUGAUCGACUCUGAUGCCAAGCUAGUGGGGGAGUUCCAAUCAGCUAUUGAAGGAAAGGGUUAUCGUCGUCAACAAAAAAACAGCAAACCAGCAAAAGGCACAACUCCAACUUCUCCCCCUGCAGCCAACGCCUCACAUAACACACCUCCACCACCACCCCUAGCGGCUAAACCAGGUUCAGACAUCAAAGUGAUUAUAGGUGGCGUGUCAGUGAUCCUGAAGAAGGGCGACAUCACCAAAGAGACAGUGGAUGUCAUAGUGAAUUCCAACAACCAAAAUCUGGAUCUGAACUCUGGGGUUUCUGGAGCCAUCCUGCAAGCGGCUGGGAAAUCUGCAGCAGAUGAAUGCAAAAUAAUUGGUAUGCUGAAGGCCGAUGGUGUUGUGCUCACUUGUGGUGGGAACCUAAACUGUAAAAACAUAGCUCAGAUGGUUGGGCCCAAGAAUUCUGCAGGUAUCAUCACCUCCAUAGAGAAGGUCCUUCAGCUGUGUGAGAGCCAGAAUGCAGCCACAGUGUCCAUCCCUACUAUUGGCACAGGGAAAGGUGGGAUUGAACCCAAAGAUUGCAUCAAGGCCAUUCUAAAAGGACUGGAGAGCCACACGUCACAGAUGACCUCAUCCAGCAUCAAAAUCAUUUUCAUAGUGGCCUUUGAGCAGAAGAUCUUUGACUCCUUGAGAAAUUACUUUAACAAAAGGAACCUGCCCCCACACAAAAUCAAGCAGGCUGCAGCCACACCUUCUCAGUCCAGUCUUCCCCCAAAUCACGUUAAGAUCCAUGGUGUCAGAAUUGAAUUGAGGAAAGGCAACAUUACUCAAGAAACUGUCAGAGGCAUUGUGAAUAGCACCAACGCUGAUAUCAGCUUCACAGGAGGAGUUAGUGCGGCGAUCAUCAAAGCAGCUGGGAGCGCAGUUGAACAGGAGUGCAAAACCAUUUGCCCUCUGAGGGCUGAUGCAGCAGGGGUGACCAGUGGCGGGGCCCUUCAGUGUGACUUCAUCAUCCACAUACUGGGGCCCCACUCUGUGGCUGAAGCUACACGACGAGUCACCAAGGUCCUGGAGUGCUGUGAGGACAAACAGAUCACCACUGUGUCCUUCCCUGCUCUUGGCACUGGUGGUGGUGGCCUUAGUGGCACAGACUCUAUUGGUGCCACCCUCCAGGGCAUCCAGGAUCAUCUAUCACUGUGCUCCUCCUCUACCAUCAUUAAACUGAUCUGCAUCGUCAUCUACGAGGACAAGAUCCUGCAGGAGUUUCAGCUGGGGCUCAACCAGUGGAAGACAGACCAGAUGGUUGAAGACAACAGUGACUAUGAUCUUGAGGAUGAUCUUUAUGGUGAUGAAGAUGACAGUGAUAUAUGGAACACCAACUCUGAGGAAGAUGACACCAGUGUUCAGACAGGAAACACAAUUGAAGCAAUAAUUGGGCCAGUGAAGGUCAAGGUAGUAUGUGGUGACAUCACUAAGGAGAAAACGGACGCCAUCGUCAGCAGUACAAACACGAGCCUCGAUCUGAACUGUGGUGUAUCAGGAGCCAUUCUAAAAGCGGCUGGACAGACAGUCGUGGACGAGUGCAAAGCCUUAGGGACCCAACCCAGUGAUGGUGUUGUCAUGACCAAGCCUGGGAAUCUCAAGACCAAGCACAUCAUCCACAUGGUGGGACAGACCAAGGAGAAGGAGAUCACCAGCUCCAUGCUUAAAGCGUUAAAGAUGUGUGAAGACGAGAAAAUACAAUCGGUCUCUUUCCCAGCGCUCGGAACAGGUGCUGGUAACUUGGGAGCAGUGCAGGUCGGGAAUGCAAUGAUGGCCGCAAUAGCUGAUUUACUGAUAAGCGUCAGAACUCCGUCAGUUACAGCGAUUCACAUUGUUAUCUUCCAAAACAAGAUGAUAAAGGACUUUGAGGAGGUUAUGAAAAAGUUCAAGAAGGUGAUCCCCAAGGCUGCAGCCAAAAAGUCAUCAAAAACUGCCAAAACAACCAGACCAACCCAGCCCAUCCCUACCAAACCAGCCCUGUUUUUGGCCAGUGCCACAGCAGCCGUGGUCUUCCCCAGUAUGGAGGCUGUGGUGUAUGGGCCCUCCCCUGCCAGCCUGACCAAGGUGAAGAAACUCCUGGACGAGCUGAUCUCUGAGGAGUGCAUUAGCCAGGACCUUCUCUCCAGCCACCUGCCCUUGCUCCUGGAGGCGCAGAAGGAGGCCAUCGUGGCCCUGAGCCAGAAGAACCAGGUCCAUGUGCUGGUGGCGUCCCCAGACAAGAUGACCAUCUCUGGGAAGAAAGAUGACGUUUUCUCCGCCGUCCUCCAGAUUAAGGACUAUCUGCAGGGGGCAAGGGACAGGGAGAGCCGGGAGGGAGAGGAGAAGAGGCUGAGGGAGACAGUGCGCUGGGAGGCGGGGGAGGGAGAGACCUGGGGAGAGCUGGACUGUAGUCUAAGCUAUGAUCUGGAGCUGGCCUUCCACAAGAAAGAGAAGCUUUUUAAAUAUAACCACCAGGGGGAGACAUUCACUGUGGACCUGAAGGACAUGCAGCAGACUGACAGCAAAGGGACCAUCACCAGGGUCAAAAGGAGCCUUGUGGCGGACUCUGAAACAGCCGUCAUUCAGUUCCCACAGAGCUGGACUAGAAUGGAGGGUAAGGAUCUGGAGAUCGUCACACUGGCUUCCAAUUCAGCAGAGUACCAGAGAAUUGAGAAGGAGUUCAUUGCAACCAGCAAGGACCCAAAUACUAAUACGCAGCCAACCAUUCAAAUUAUCCAGAUCCAGAGGAUUCAGAGCAAAGACCAGUGGCAGAGGUACGCAGUGAAAAAACAGGCGAUGGAUAAGAAGUAUCCCAAAAACAAGAACGAGCUGAACCUUUACCACGGAACAACCAAAGACAUCUGUCAGAAAAUCAACACCUGUGGUUUCAACAGGAGCUUCUGUGGGAGAAACGCUACUGCAUACGGCGACGGGACUUACUUUGCCAAAGAGAUGUGGUACUCGUGCCACGAUGCAUACUCCAAACCAGAUGCCAGUGGGCUGAAGUACAUGUACCGUGCCAGGGCACUGGUGGGUUCACCCUGCCUGGGGGUGCAUGGCAUGAAGGAGCCUAUCCCCCUGAACCCCGCUGACCUCCGCCAGGGGCUACAUGACUGUGCCGUCAAUGAUCUGCAGAAUCCAUUUAUCUAUGUGGUGUUCUGUGAUGCAGGUGCCUAUCCAGACUACCUCAUCAGCUUCAAGACCAUCUGAGAGAUGGGAAUAUUAUUUUAAGGGCUUGUCAAGUACUUAGGAGGCAAGUAGACCUUUAUGCCUUAAAGUGGAGUAUUGAUAUUUUCUUAGGUAUGAGGCUCUUUAACCAGGUCGAAGCUGUGCACAUGCAGCAGCUACUCUACAUCCACAUAACACGUACAAAUACAUGACAAAGUACAGAGAACAUAAGAUAUUAAAAUAAGUUAUAGUUGAAGUCGUUAGUUUACAUACACCUUAGCCAAAUACGUUUUUCACAAUUCCUGACAUUUAAUUCUAGUAAACAUUCUGUGUCUUAGGACAGUUAGGAUCACCCCUUUAUUUUAAGAAUGUGAAAUGUCAGAAUAAUAGUUGAGAAUUAUUUAUUUCAGCUUCUAUUUCUUUCAUCACAUUCCCAGGGGGUCAGAAGUUUACAUACACUCAAUUAGUAUUCUGUAGCAUAGCCUUUAAAUUGCUUAACUUGGGUCAAACGUUUCGGGUAGCCUUCCACAAGCUUCCCACAAUAAGUUGGGUGAAUUUUGGCCCAUUCCUCCUAACAGAGCUGGUGUAACUGAGUCAGGUUUGUAGGCCUCCUUGCUUUCUAUGGGAUUGAGAUCAGGGCUUUGUGAUGGCCACUAAAGCCAUUUUGCACAACUUCGGAAGUAUGUUUGGGGUCAUUGUCCAUUUGGAAGACCCAUUUGCGACCAAACUUUAACUUCCAGACUGAUGUCUUGAGAUGUUGCUUCAAUAUAUCUCCAUGAUUUUCAUUCGCCAUGAUGUCAUCUAUUUUGUGAAGUGUACCAGUCCCUUCUGCAGCAAAGCACCCCCACAAGAUAAUGCUUCACGGGUUGGGAUGGUGUUCUUCGGCUUGCAAGCCUCCCCCUUUUUCCUCCAAACAUGACGAUGGACAUUAUGGCCAAACAGUUCUAUUUUUAUUUCAUUAAACAAGAGGACAUUUCUCCCAAAAAUAUCUUUGUCCCCAUGUGCAGUUGCAAACCGUAGUCUGGCUUUUAUGGCGGUUUUGAAGCAGUGGCUUCUUCCUUGCUGAGUAGCCUUUCAGGUUAUGUCAAUAUAGGAUUCGUUUUACUGUGGAUAUAGAUACUUUUGUACCUGUUUCCUCCAGCAUCUUCACAACAUCCUUUGCUGUUGUUCUGGGAUUGAUUUGCACAAGUACUUUCAUUUCUAGGAGACAGAACUUGAGCAGUAUGACGGCUGCGUGGUCCCAUGGUGUUGAUACAGAUGAACGUGGUACCUUCAGGAUGAACCAGACCUGUGGAGGUCUAAAAAACAAAAAACAAUUUGGAGGUCUUGGUGGAUUUCUUCUGAUUUUCCCGUGAUGUCAAGCAAAGAGGCACUGAGUUUGAAGGUAGGCCUUGAAAUACAUCCACAGGUACACCUCCAAUUGACUCAAAUUAUGUAAAUGAGCCUAUGAGAAGCUUCUUAAGCCAUGACUGAAUUUUCCAAGCUGUUUAAAGGCAGUCAAUUUAGUGUAUGUAAACUUCUGACCCACUGGAAUUGUGAAAUAAUCUGUAAACAAUUGUUGGGACAAUUGUGUCAUGAAAAAAGUAGAUGUCCUAACCGUCUUGCCAAAACUAUAGUUUAACAAGAAAUGUGGAGUGGUUGAAAAAUGAGUUUAAGACUCCAACUGUAUAUAUAGAAAAGACAGACAACAAAAAUACUUCUUAUAUACAGUUGUAUACAGCCUCAAUGGUUGUUUUUGAAAUUAUCAUGACAAUGUUAGCUGGGUCGUUCCACCAAUUCAGUGCCUUUUGAGAAGUGUAACUUCACCUAAUUUUAACAUGAUCAUAAGAGCACAUGCAUGUUCAAGAAAAGUUGUUUUCCCCAUUUCAAGGGGUUAAAUAAAAUACUAUAGUAAUCUUAAAUCAGCCAUGAAAAUAGAAGCUUGUUGUGUGCAACGGAGGGGCAAUUGAAUGCAAGCUUACAUUUUGUAUAACAUUUCUAGCCAGUCUAUGGGGAACAGGGUUGAUGUGUAUUGCUCGACCUACUCAGUUUUCUACCACAAAACACUAGCAAAUGAACAGUAGAACCAGCUCACCUGCUUUUACACUGAUUUGACUGUUUAUUUUCUAAAUAAAUAGUUUGACCAUAUUAAAACAAGAGUUCACAUAAUGAAUAACUUAAUUAGGGACAGAUGUAAAUUAAUCAGUAUCCUGUGCUAUAUAUAUAUAUAUUAUAAAGUACUGCUGCGAAAGCAAGAAUCUCAAAUCAAUUGUAUUUUGCACAUCUGUAAUCAAUAAAGAUCUGAUUGAGUCA